This is a messenger RNA of Impatiens glandulifera, 728 nucleotides long. RefSeq lists its product as uncharacterized. The record is from RefSeq and is a predicted model, not a curated record. Gene Ontology annotation, molecular function: calcium ion binding. The coding region runs from base 60 to 557 and encodes 165 amino acids. The transcript is spliced from 5 exons. Lineage: Eukaryota; Viridiplantae; Streptophyta; Magnoliopsida; Ericales; Balsaminaceae.
CUCUCUCUCUCUCUCUCUCUCUCUCUUUCUCCAUCCAUAACCAUUUCUGUGUAAACUCCAUGGGACAGCUUCUGGAUAAGCUUCAAGGCAAAGAAUGGAAGAGAAGAGAGAUCAAAAAGAUAACAGACAGAACUUUUGAUAAUUUGAUAAAUGAAACAGGAAAGGCAAAUUUGUCAUUUGAAGAUUUGUAUAUUGCUGUGUUACUUGUUUACAAUGAGAUCAAUAAAUGUUUGCCUGGACCUCACUUUAAUCCUCCUUCAAAACUUGAAGUUAAAACCUUGAUGAAUGAGUGCGACAUCAAUUUAGAUGGAGAAAUUGAUCGCGAAGAAUUUGGAACGUUCAUGAAGAGGCUAACUUCGAGUACGAUCAUCGUGGUGAGUCAAAAACUGAUCAUUACGUUGGCUGUGGCACCGACAGUUGCAAUGUUGACCAAGAGGGCGACAGAAAGGGUCCCCGGUGUUGGCAAGGUUGUGAAAAGGUUGCCGAAUUCGGUUUAUGCAUCCCUUGUGACUCUUGCCAUUGUAGUUUUCCAAAAUGCACGCCAAAUAGAUCGCUGAAGCCUUUUCGUUUUGGAUUGGUUUAUGUUAUUAUGUAUAUUUGUAAUACACAAAAAUUAAGGUUACAUAUGUUAUUUUGCUACAAUAUUGUGAAUAAACAUUAAACUUUUUCUUGUAUAGAAAUAAUUGUGAACAAAUAUCAAUGACACAUACAAUUUAUUUUUAGCCUCA